GGGGUAUCAGCUGCUGCGGAAUGGUACAUAAAGGCCAGUGAUCUAAGGCAGCUCAGUGUAGUGAGGGUCACUCACCAGAGCUGUUCGAGUGGGUGCUGAAAUCACAAAACAUCCACGCCAUGACGCUGGUGACGGGCAGUUGGAUUGUGGACGCUGUGCUGCCAUUGCUGUUGGUACCACUGCUUUACUGGUACGCGACACGCAACUUCGACUACUGGAAGAAGCUGGGAAUCCCCUACAUGAAGCCCAUUCCCUACGUAGGCAAUAUGGGCAGCGUGGUGAUCGGUCGGAAGCACAUGGGGGAACCAGUCUUCGAAUGCUACCGCAGGGCCGGAGACGCUCCCUUCAUGGGCAUGUUCGCCUUCGACAAGCCCAUCCUCUUGGUGAAGGACCCCGCUCUCAUAGGACGCAUCAUGAGCACCGACUUCUCCACGUUCUACGCAACCAACGCUAAGAUCGACCCAUUGACUGACCCGGUCAUUGCCACGUCUCUUUUUGGCCAACAUGGCGCUGGAUGGAGGAAACUACGUACUGUACUAACACCAGCAUUCACUUCCGGCAAGAUGAAGCUCAUGUUCCACCUGGUGAACGAAACUGGACAGAAACUGGCCCAUCACCUUGAGUCUGCAGUGUCAAAAGGAACUGAAGUGGAACUGAAGGACGUCAUGGCCCGUUAUACGACGGACGCGGUUUGCUCCAUCUUCAUGGGUGUGGAUGCUAACUCUCUCGAAAACCCAAAGUCUCCUCUGCGAGAGCACGUGCGGCGAAUCUUGAGAGAUACCGUCGUUGGAAGGAUUAUCACCACGCUGGCGUUCUUCGCUCCACAGAUCCUGUCCACACUCCGCAUCCGACUUGGCAGCAAGAAAGUAGAGGACUUCUUUGUACAAAACACAGUUAAGCUGAUAGAGUAUCGGAAGGAAACGGGCAUUGUGCGGAACGAUGUAAUUGACAUGCUCACGAAGAUCAAGGACGAGCAGGCACAGGGUGAUAACGAGCAACUCAAGCUGACGAACGAGCUGAUCGCAGGCCAGCUGAUGUCGUUCUUGGCUGCUGGCUUCGACAACUCGUCUUCGACGCUGGCCUUCGCCCUGUUCGAGCUGGCGUGGAACCAGAGUCUGCAGGAAGAGGUGCGCCAGCACGUGCGCCACGUGCUGAGCAAACAUGGCGGCCACAUCACGUACGAGGCCGUCAACGAGAUGACGGACCUCACCAACGUCGUCAGCGAGACGCAGCGGAAGUACCCCACAGUGAAUUUCCUGAACCGCGAGGCGUCUCGCGACUACAGGAUAGAAGGUACGGACAUCGUGCUGCCCAAGGGCACCGCUGUCUUCGUGUCGGUGGCCGGUCUCCACACCGACCCCAAGUACUGGAGGGAGCCGCUCAGGUUCUGGCCGGACCGCUUCAGAGAGGAGAACUCCAGGGACCGACCGAGCCACACGUUCAUGCCGUUCGGCGAGGGCCCCAGGACGUGCCUCGGUAUGAGACUCGCGUACAUGCAAGUGAAAAUGGCUCUCGUGCACAUUCUCAACAACUUCGAAGUGCACCCAGCGCCUUCGACGCCUACCAGUUUGAGUUACCAUCCAUCCAGGUUUGUUGGAACUCCAGCUGUAAAUGUGUCCCUACUCAUCAAGAAAGCCACCUCUUCAUAACGGCCAGCGGCCUGAAAGGAUUCGGGCUGUCACGUCAUUUACCUGAAAUCUGCUUUCAUCAGUUAGGCACAAUGAUCAAAGUAUUCCUGAGUUGAACUUAACAGUAUAACUGCGUCUAAUUAUAUUUGAAGCAUUUAUUUGUGUCUGUAAUUCGGAUCCAAGUAUUGUAUAGUUUUCAGUCGUGUGUAUUUCUUCGAUGUUUUGUAAUAAAAUCUUCUGUUAA
Molecule: messenger RNA, 1872 nt
Organism: Schistocerca nitens (vagrant locust)
Lineage: Eukaryota; Metazoa; Arthropoda; Insecta; Orthoptera; Acrididae
Product: cytochrome P450 6j1-like
Exons: 8
Coding region: 120-1649 (509 amino acids)
Molecular function (GO): monooxygenase activity; heme binding; iron ion binding
Source: RefSeq, a predicted model, not a curated record